AUGUCUGCCGCAGAGAAAAGCGCUGUCUCCCACCGAGCAGCGCAGAGGACAAUCGUCUUCUUCCACCCAGAUCUCGGAAUCGGUGGGGCUGAGAGACUGAUAGUCGAUGCUGCAGUUGGCUUGCAAGAGCAAGGAAACAGGGUCACCAUCUUCACUUCUCACUGUGAUCCCAGUCAUUGCUUCGAUGAAGCUAGAGAUGGCACCCUUGAUGUCAGAGUUCGCGGAAACACUCUCUUUCCUCCUACGUUCCUAAACCGCUUUCACAUUCUCCUCGCCAUCCUCCGCCAGAUGCAUCUCGUCUUCUCGAUUGCAGUCUGGAGCAACGAGCUGGACAGACUUGAACCCGAUGUGUUCGUGGUCGACCAGCUGUCGGCCUGCGUGCCCCUCCUGAGAUGGCUCUUUCCCGGCCGCCAGCGCACUCUAUUCUACUGCCAUUUUCCUGACCAACUGCUUGCGGACCGGCGGACAGUUGGAUUAUUAGGGCUCUUGAAAAAGGUCUACAGAUAUCCUUUCGACUGGUUUGAGGGGUGGAGCAUGAGUGCAAGUGACAGGGUCGUCGUCAACUCCAAGUUCACCAAAUCAGUUGCGUCGCGGGUCUGGCCCUCCCUCUCAGAGUCAUUAGGUGUCAUAUACCCGUGCGUCAACAUCCAAGAGACGAGCCUACAGGUCGAACCUGAAGACAAGCAAUUGUGGGAUGGGCGGUUCAAGAUCCUUCUCAGCAUAAACCGCUUUGAGCGGAAGAAAGAUGUUGGUUUGGCUAUACGGGCGUAUAACAGUCUCUCUGCUGAUGCCCGUACUGGAACCCGAUUGAUCAUAGCUGGUGGGUAUGAUCAGCGGGUCUCUGAGAACGUGGAGUACCACAAAGAGUUGGUGGCCAUCGCAAAAGGCUUCGGCCUGUCAGCUGCCACUGCCAAAACAGUGCCCACGGCGUUGGGUAUACCCGACGAUAUUCAAGUACUGUUUCUGUUAUCCGUACCUGGCCCAUUCAAGGAGAUCCUCCUCAACAAUGCCCGGUUGCUAUUAUACACUCCUUCCAACGAGCAUUUCGGUAUUGUACCAGUGGAAGCUAUGCAGCAUGGACUGCCCGUUCUUGCUUCGAAUACGGGUGGGCCCCUAGAAACCAUUGUCGAAGGUGAGACAGGCUGGCUACGAGACGUGACUAAGGUCGAGGAAUGGACUGCUGUGGUAGACAAAGUCUUGAACGGGCUGGGCUCAGCAGACCUUGAGCGUGUCGGUCACAAUGGGCGCAAAAGAGUCCACGACUACUUCACAAGAGUGAUUAUGGCAGAGAAACUCAGCAAUGAGAUGGAAGCCAUGCUCAGAAAUAAGCGCAGCCUCUUCCCCGAGAGAAAGGACAUCAUCUUCGGGCUUUCGCUUGUUGCUGCAUUUGCGGCAGCUUUGUUUGCAACCAUUGUGAAGGCGAAAGGUGGCCAAGGAGACAGAAGAGCUACUGAGUUCGCUCGGGCGAAGAGGAUGCAUAGAGACACUGAUGAAGGGCUGAAGAUGUUUCCUAAUCAUUACCAUAGGUAG
Cladophialophora yegresii CBS 114405 is the source of this 1530-nucleotide messenger RNA. Its product is annotated as alpha-1,3/alpha-1,6-mannosyltransferase. The coding region runs from base 1 to 1530 and encodes 509 amino acids. The transcript is spliced from 2 exons. The record is from RefSeq and is a predicted model, not a curated record. Lineage: Eukaryota; Fungi; Ascomycota; Eurotiomycetes; Chaetothyriales; Herpotrichiellaceae. Gene Ontology annotation, molecular function: GDP-Man:Man(1)GlcNAc(2)-PP-Dol alpha-1,3-mannosyltransferase activity; alpha-1,3-mannosyltransferase activity.